Messenger RNA from Melampsora larici-populina 98AG31, 756 nucleotides. RefSeq lists its product as uncharacterized. NCBI's taxonomy places the organism in Eukaryota, Fungi, Basidiomycota, Pucciniomycetes, Pucciniales, Melampsoraceae. The record is from RefSeq and is a predicted model, not a curated record. The coding region runs from base 1 to 756 and encodes 251 amino acids. The transcript is spliced from 2 exons.
AUGGCUGACUUCCCGCCACUCCCACUACCAGACUUCGUGAGUCCUAGAUUCCGUGCCACUAAUUAUUUGUUCAUUAAUACGUUUGCUGAACUCAUCGAGGCUCAAGAUGGAGAUUUUACACCUUACGAUGGUCGAUCGUUGGAUGGGCUUUCCGAUUCAUCAGAUCAAUCUGAUACUCAUCUUUUACCCGACACUUCUUUCUCAUCACAACCUGCUCCUGGAUUAUCACCCACAACGUCUACCAAUCGAAGUCGUGCCACAUCUGAUGCACUCGAAAGAAUCUUGGCCGCUCAAGCUCAGCAAUUAUCGGCCAUCGGACAAGAAUGGCAUGCUAAAUUUUCCAUUAAUCCUAUCACAUCAUCAUCUGAGAGAUCAAAGGAACAAGUCAACAAUGAGCCUCAACUUGAUCCAGCCUCUACGUCACUUUCUACUAGAGUGUUACCUAUCUCUGGGAUCUCUACAUCUGCUUCCAAUCACUCCAAACAAGAGAGAGAGAAAAGCUGGAUGGACGACACUGGAUGUUCAGUGGCCUCGCUUGCGAGCCACUCUUUGAGCUUCGAGGACAUCGUUGAGGUGAACGAUUUUAAGUUAAAAGGCAAAUUCGGAGAAUCAACAGGCGACUUAAAGGGCACGACACCAAUCACGCAAGUCGCACUCGAGAAAUGGGCUCAACUUCAAGAGCUUGAUCACCCAGUCUUUGGCGACAAAUCUAUUGUUUCGGAUUGGUUGAAGAACUUGGAUUCAUCCCAGAUCUAA